UGCUGCUUUGAGGUAUAUGCACAGUGUGGAAGGGGUGAGCGUCACUACUAACACAUGCACCUCCACAUCGUUACCACCUGUGUGGUGAGAGCAAGUACAUCCACUUUCCUUGAGGUUUUCAAGAAUGCAGUGAGUCAUGAGGAACUGCAAUCAUCUUGCUAGAAAGUACAGCUCUUGAAUCUAUUCCUUCUCUCCAAUGAUAAUUAUGUGCCCUUUGGCCAUCAGCUUGCCAACCCCUCUCUUUCCCUACCACCCCCGCCUCUGCUGACCACUCUUCUACACUUCGCUUCUGUGAGGUCACUUUCUUAGAUUCCAUAGGACGCCCUGUGAUGUGCAGCCCCACAGGUGACCCUGGGCAUUAUAUUCUUACAUGUGAGUCUCGGGCUGGUCAUGUUUUUUCUCUGGGCUGACCCAGGAGUUUUACCCUUAUCAGCAAUCAGCAUCCUCAGACCGUGUUACCUCCUGUCUCUAUGGCUGCUUUCUCCUCCCUGCCAUGUUGAACUCAGAAAUGACCUUGCUGCCUCCAUCCCAAGGAGGAAAAAGUCAUGACAGUGCCUGCUCCUCCGUAGCUCAACUUGACAAGAUGCUUUUCAGUGAGUGCUUUGUCUCUGUAUUGGGACCCAUUGCAUCACAAUCCCCAUGGCAGGCGAUGUCUCAGGGAGGUACGGGUGCUAAGGACUGGUUUCGCUCUGGAUGCCCACCCUGAACAGUCAACUUCCUGGUGAACGCCCAAGGCACUCGUUUUCCAUUUCAAACCAGCCACCAGUUCUUCUUGUACCAUGUCAGUGAUGAAUCUACCACUAGUCUUUAGGACAGUAUCAGCAAUGUUAUCCUCUUGCCGAAGAAAAAAGGCCUCCUCAACCAGCUCGUGUCCCUCUGCUUAUGUUUAUGACCUUGGGAGACUGGCAGCCAGAGAAGGAAAUGAAGGGCAGAUUGGACAGGCACAAACCUUGAGGAAAAGGAAAUGGGACACCAAACUAUGCACCCUGUCCUUUCAUCCCAUCCACACUGCCGCAACGCAGACCUUUGUCUUCAUUAUUCUGAACUGUUCCAGGCUCCAGGUAAAUCCCAUCUGCCUUUCCUUUCUCCCAUUCAUGCUUCAUACAGCUACCAAAAUUAUAUUCUUAAAUCACAGAUGCGAUGAAAGCCCUGGGUUCCUCAGAAGUAUCCAACAGUCUGCCUUGUCUUGCAGGCUGAAUUCCAGAUACGCUCCCAAGUUCAUCUGGCCCGGUAUGGUUCCCACCUUUCUGUACACUACGCUCCCAACUCAUGCCUCACCCAUCGCUGUUCCCAGGACACACGGUCGUGUUUCACGUGUUUUCGUGUCUUUCCUCAUCCUGUUCUUCCCAAGUGGAGCCUCUGCUCUGUCCGUCUCUGUCCCGGGUCCCUGUCACCCGCGGAGGACCAGUUGCAACUGCACCAGGAAGCCCUGGCCAGUCCCUCCCCACUGCUGCCCAGCCCAGCCCCAUGCAGAUGAAGAGCUCUUUCCGUGCUGCUCUUACAACAAACACAUUGUGGUUGUAUCAUUAUUAUAAAAGAUGU
Fukomys damarensis (Damara mole-rat) is the source of this 1542-nucleotide messenger RNA. RefSeq lists its product as uncharacterized. The transcript is spliced from 2 exons. NCBI's taxonomy places the organism in Eukaryota, Metazoa, Chordata, Mammalia, Rodentia, Bathyergidae. The record is from RefSeq and is a predicted model, not a curated record. Bases 780 to 1535 code for a protein of 251 amino acids.